AUGGUUAGAAAGAAAGUAGAUAAUAGAGUUAGAACAGUGAUUGAGAAUGCUGUUGCAACCAAUCAUAGAUCAUUCUUGGUGUUGGUCGGUGACAGAGGUAAAGACCAAAUACCAAACUUGCAUUACAUUCUCUCAAAGAGUGUAGUCAAAGCUCGUCCAAAUGUAUUAUGGUGUUACAAAAAGGAUUUAAAUCUUUCAAAGAAUAGAAAAAAAAAGAUGAAAGUAAAGGAGACGAUUAAACAAACCAAUGGUAAUGUGACAGUGAAUGGUGAGGAUCCAUUUGAUGUAUUUGUAUCGACUACCAAUAUUAGAUACUGCUUUUAUUCAGAGACACAUAAGAUUUUGGGUAACACUUUUGGUAUGUUGGUGUUGCAAGAUUUCGAAGCUAUCACACCUAAUCUUUUGGCACGUACUAUUGAGACGGUCGAGGGAGGAGACAAUGUCUUCACUCAAGCAGUUGUACACCAUGUCGAUGGACGUGCACUCGCGUUUCCGUACGGGUGA
Molecule: messenger RNA, 504 nt
Organism: Cavenderia fasciculata
Lineage: Eukaryota; Evosea; Eumycetozoa; Acytosteliales; Cavenderiaceae
Product: N-acetyltransferase
Exons: 3
Coding region: 1-504 (167 amino acids)
Biological process (GO): rRNA acetylation involved in maturation of SSU-rRNA
Cellular component (GO): 90S preribosome; nucleolus
Molecular function (GO): tRNA binding; 18S rRNA cytidine N-acetyltransferase activity
Source: RefSeq, a predicted model, not a curated record